CCAGGUGGACCCGCGUCCGAUCGAAACAAGCCGGGGGCUGCCGAUGGGCAAAAGAAAGAGAACCUCGCAGCUGCAGCAGGCGGUCAUAUCUUUUUGGUCGCAUCUGCUCGAAGGUAUCGACGAGGACAGGGACGCAGAGGGUGCAGGCUUCUGUCUCCCGUGCAAGUUUGCAAGCACUGGCGAGUACUUCUCCGGCCUCCGGUGGACGGUUCUGAAGGAGGCACGCGCUCUAGCACGGGAGGCGUGGUACAGGGCCUCUCACCGCCCGCUGACCGCACGACUGGGAGCCCACACCGGGGUCCACGUGCCGAAGUCUGCGCGGCAGGGCUUCGUACGAGGCCGCCCCUGGACGUUCCGCGCCGCGCUGCGCAGCAGGCCGCCCCGCGAGUGGCCCUCGCUGCGCACCGCCUGGCUCGUGGAGCUGGUGCCCUGCCGGGGGAGGCUGCCGCCGGCCCUCUUCGUCGUGACGGCGGGAGGCACCUGGGGAGGGGCCGAGCAGCCGCUGCACCUGUCCGGCUUCGCGCCGGGCGCGUGGGGCUGGGCCGACGACGGCGGCGAGGGUGCCCCGGGCCUGCUGGAGGAGUGCGGCCUGCGGCCUCUGGAGGACCUGGUGCCGCUGCUGAGGAUGUGGACCGCGUGCAGCCUGGCGCCCCAGCCGAAGCUCCUGCGGGGGGUCCUGGGCCUCCCCGAGCCGACGCACCGGAAGUUCUCGGACUCGGAGGAGGAGGAGGGCCCCGACGUGAAGCCCAGCAGUUCGGCCCAGGGGAGUGACGGGGUCGCCGGCGCUGCUCCGCCAGGCGCGCCGCUUGAGUCCGCUCACGCGCCGCAGCUGGAGGGGCUCAACGGCCUGCAGCGCGCCGCGGUCGGUCACAUCAUGUCAGACGAUUGCUUCACGCACCGCUGCCACCUUUUGCAGGGACCCCCGGGGACAGGAAAGACGCGGACAGUGGUCGCUUUGCUGCAGCUCCUGGCGCGCCAGUCGCGCGCGGAUGGCGGGGCCAAGCAGCUCCUCGUGAGCGCGCCCAGCAACGGAGCGGUGCAGGUCGCCCUGGAGGGCUUCCUGAGCUCGGAGGAGGCAAGCCGCACGCCUCUCUGCCUGGUCGGCGUGGACGAGCGCGUGCCGCAGGACGGCCCCUUGCGUCAGGCGUUCUUGCACACGCGCGCGCGGCAUUCACUGGAGCAGGUCGAGUUCUUUGACGGUUGCAGGACGGCCGACGCGCUGAACGCUGCGGUGGAAGCCCUCGAGGCUUUGAGGCUGAGCGCCCCCAGCGCCUUCUCCAGAUUGGGGAUGCCCGCUGGGCGCCCAGUCACUGGGGCGCAGCUGCAGCGCAGCCUGGCAGCAAGCGGGCAGAGCUGCAUGCGAGAAGGCGAGCCGAGCAGCGACUCGGAGGCGAGCUGGCAGCGCCUGGAGCUGGAAGCAGCGCGGGCAGAGCAGCGGGCCGGAGGCGAGCCGAGCAGCGACUCGGAGGCGAGCUGGCAGCGCCUGGAGCUGGAGGCGGCGCGGGCAGAGCAGCCGACGGAGGCGGGGCCGCCCGCAAGACGGGCAGAGGCUCGCAAGACGGACAGAGCAGCCGACGGAGGCCGAACCGGCAGAGACAGCCCGGCCCGUUUCCUGGGCCAGCUCCGCGAGCUGGCGCGGCUGGAGCGCGAGGGCGAGGGCGCCGCACUGGAGGAGGAGCAGCUGCGCAGCUCGCGGGCCGUGUUCUGCACACUGAGCUGCAGCGGCCGGGCAAGCAUGCAGUGGGCGCUGCACAAGGCGGUGGACACGGUGCUGGUCGACGAGGCGGCACAGGCCGUGGAGGCCGAGACCGUCAUCCCGCUGUGCUUGCUGCCCCGGCAGCUGGUGCUCGUCGGGGACCCCAUGCAGCUCAGCGCCACGGUGUGCCACUCUCCGGCCGCCAGGGCGGGCCUGUACUGCCGCUCCAUGAUGGAAAGACUGAUGAGUUCUGGGCACGACUACGUCAUGCUGGAGGAGCAGUACCGCAUGCAUCCAGAGAUCUCCCGCUUUCCUUCCGCCCGAUUCUACGGCGGCCGGCUCGUGGACGUGGCGAGGUCUCCCGCAGCGGGCGGCCAGGAUGACCUGCUCGCGGGGCUCGAUCUGCCCUCCUACGUGGUCGUGAACGUGUCUGGCGGGAAGGAGGUCUGCCAGCGAAAUGGGCGAGCCGAGAUGAGCAACCCGCACGAGGCCAGCGCCGUCGUCAGGGUCGCCAGGCGCAUCGCCGCGGCAGCUCCCGAGAGCGCGAUCGUCGUCAUCACCUUCUACAACGGCCAGGCGCACCUGCUGCGCAGCCUGCUCAGAGAGGGCGCGAGGGCCCCGCCAGAGGGCCCCGGCGCUCCUCGCGUGGUGGUCCACACGGUUGACAGCUUCCAGGGCUCCGAGGCGGACGUGGUGCUCCUCUCCUUCGUGCGCGCCAACCGCGAGCGGCGGUUGGGGUUCCUGUCCGAGUUCAGGCGCCUGAACGUGGCGCUCACCCGCGCGCGGCGCGCCCUGCUCGUCUUCGCGAACGUGGAUUGCCUCGCGCCUGUCAAGGGCCGCACGCCCCCCGAGGACGACGUGGGGGCUCUCUUCGCGGACGCACAGGCGCGAGGAGCGGUGUGGACCGAGAGCCGCGCCGCGGCGGCGCUCGGCACCGCCACCAGCGCCGGCCUCCACGGCCGGGGCGGGG
Molecule: messenger RNA, 2666 nt
Organism: Prorocentrum cordatum
Lineage: Eukaryota; Dinophyceae; Prorocentrales; Prorocentraceae
Source: the annotation of a GenBank genome assembly